AUCUCUAAAAUACUCCGAUCAAAUUCAGGGCUUUAAGAAUGACGGCAAUGGCGUCGCCCGAUUCUGCGGCGAACGGCGACGUAUCGGCGGAGAUGUCGAAUCUCUUCCCCCUCGCCUCCGCCGCGCAGCAGCCUUACGUCUCCGAGCUCCUCUCCUUCACUCUCGAUCGUCUCCAUAAGGAACCGGAAUUGCUCAGAGUAGAUGCGGAGAGGAUACGGCGGCAGAUGCAGGAGGUGGCGGUGGGGAACUAUCGCGCAUUCAUAGCGGCGGCGGAUGCGUUGCUCGAGAUCCGCGAGGAGGUUUCUUCGAUUGACAAGCAUCUCGAGUCUCUGAUAGCUGAAAUUCCAAAACUAACAUCUGGCUGCACUGAGUUUGUUGAUUCGGCUGAAAAUAUAUUGGAAAAAAGGAAGAUGAACCAAACAUUACUAGCAAACCAGAGCACUUUGCUUGACUUACUCGAAAUACCUCAACUCAUGGAUACAUGCGUGAGGAAUGGAAAUUUUGACGAAGCUCUUGACUUAGAAAGUUUUGUCUCAAAGCUUACUACAAUGCACCCAAAAAUUCCUGUGAUUCAGGCUCUAGCCACAGAAGUUCGGCAGACCACACAGUCCCUUCUUUCACAGCUUCUUCAGAAACUUAGGUCUAAUAUUCAGUUGCCAGAAUGCUUGCGCAUAAUUGGAUAUUUACGUCGAAUAGGAGUUUUCAGUGAAUAUGAAAUGCGCCUACAGUUUUUAAGAUGCCGUGAAGCCUGGCUUACUGGAAUACUUGAUGAUUUAGACCAGAGAAAUCCUUAUGAAUAUUUGAAGGGGAUGGUUAAUUGUCACAGAAUGCACCUUUUUGAUGUUGUCAAUCAAUAUCGAGCCAUCUUUGCUGAUCACACAUCAGAGAGUGAAGAAAAUUAUGAUGGUGGGCUUCUCUUUGAUUGGGCCAUGCAUCAGAUUACCACGCAUCUGAAGACUCUUAAAGUUAUGCUUCCAAAGAUUGGUGAAGGUGGAUCCUUGUCAAAUAUACUGGAUCAGUGCAUGUAUUGUGCCAUGGGCCUUGGAUGGGUUGGUUUAGAUUUUCGAGGGCUGCUUCCCCCGCUAUUUGAAGAAGCUGUUCUUAAUUUAUUUUCAAAGAAUAUGAGUAGUGCUGUUGAGAAUUUUCAGUUGGUGUUGGAUUCUCAUCGUUGGGUCCCGUUGCCAGCAGUUGGCUUUCCUGCCAAUAGUCUUGCUGAUGGAAGUCACGAUGAUAUUACUCCUCCGUCAAGUCUUAUGGAACAUCCACCUCUUGCUGUUUUCAUCAACGGCGUAUCUGCAGCAAUGAACGAACUGCGCCCUUGCGCUCCAAUAAGUUUGAAACACGUGCUCGCUCAACAACUAGUCAAGGAUCUGCAGGCCGUUUCCGAUACCCUACUUAGACACCGCACAACCAAAAUGCUCAAAGACAACGAAUCCCAACUUUUCCUCAAACUUUGCCAAGCAUUCAUCGAGGUCGCUUUCCCACAUUGCGCGGCAUGCUUUGGCCGCUGCUACCCCGGUGGAGCUGCUCUGAUCACAGACGCCAAAAACUUGUUCGACGGCAUCAGCCGCCUGUUGGCAACCUCACCCUCCAGAGAAUUACCAAAACUAGUCAAGAACCAGAACGCAGAGGACAAGAACGCAUCAGAAAACGGCAAUGGCCCCAUGGUUGAAAACGGGGUCCGCCACAGUAUCGAGCGGACGGGAAGCUCCAGCCAUGACGAGAAGGAACCGACUCGUGUCGGCUCAGAUAAGGAAGUCAAGGCAGCGGCAGAUACCACAAGUGAAGAAACUCAACAACCAUCCGUAUUAUCAUGAAAAAUAUAGUUACUCAUUUCAUUGUAAUUAUAAACAUUUCAACGAUUUUUCUUUUAUUAUAGAGUGAGUAAUUGGAGUUAAAAAAAUAAAUUCUUAAUGUUGAGCCUGUUUGUAUUAGGUUGAGGUUAAUUCUUUUUGUAGUACGUUGUUACACAAUUAAAUCGAGAGGUGGUGUAAUAAUUUUGAUCC
Salvia hispanica is the source of this 2006-nucleotide messenger RNA. Its product is annotated as conserved oligomeric Golgi complex subunit 8-like. The record is from RefSeq and is a predicted model, not a curated record. Gene Ontology annotation, cellular component: COG complex. Gene Ontology annotation, biological process: intra-Golgi vesicle-mediated transport. NCBI's taxonomy places the organism in Eukaryota, Viridiplantae, Streptophyta, Magnoliopsida, Lamiales, Lamiaceae.